Protopolystoma xenopodis is the source of this 372-nucleotide messenger RNA. Lineage: Eukaryota; Metazoa; Platyhelminthes; Monogenea; Polystomatidea; Polystomatidae. The record is from the annotation of a GenBank genome assembly.
GUCCAAGGAAUUCAAACCAUGCCGCUUAUGUCUAUGGUGUCCCCUCCACGUCUGCCUGCCCAUCUCUCGCUUAAAGCUCAAGAUGCUUUUACCAUCGUCGAUACCAACACCGAUGACUCGAUGAAAAGUGGGAUGUAUGCCUCCUUACGGCAAGCAGCAUCGCUUUCUACUAAAAUCAUAACUUCUCGCCGCCCGGAAUCGCCACCAAUAAAAAAAAAAUUAGCACCCCUUCGACAUCGGCAUUUCAACGCAAAUGGGAUGGCUAGAACUCGACAACAAGCCAAUCAGGAAAUUUUGGGACUAUCGGGACUUUCGAGGGCUGAUGGGUGUAGAAGUGAAGAAGCACAUAAGCCACAGGUACACCAACAAUAA